UCCCGUCCUCGCGCAGACCCGAGGCUGAUAACCGGCGUUUGUGGUUUCCAAUGGCAACCGCGCGCGCAGAGCUCCAGUCCCGAGAACAACCGUCGCGGCGGCCUGUCCCGUUCCGAGAAGUCACUGCUUUACCGACACAAUGUGAAGCUUAUCGCGGAGAUAAACAUCUGCCCACCCUCGACCCUGAACAGCUAAGCUGGUAAAGACGAUGGAUGGAUGGAAUGAAUCUACUCAUGCAAUAUUGGGAUGUCAGUGACUCUCCUGGAUGAACAGUUGGAUAGUAAAAAACGAGAGUCUGCCGUCUGAUCAUGACUGCCUCGGUUUGUCCCGGAGUCAAAGUUUCAGAGCUGUGUGCCGACGGGGACAGGUUCCUUCGAAGCGGGAACCUAGCGGAGGCCACCUCGCUGUACAUGUCUGCCUUCAGGACUCACGCCACCUCCGCCGUGUCCCACAUGAGGAAACUGGAGAGAUCUAGUCUGGGAAGGGUCAUCUCCACUCUAGAGGGCUGGCUGGACGGCCGCGGGGACGACCGGUCAGCUGAGAGCAUCAACAAAGGUCUCGCGGCGGUUUUCCUAUCCACGCUGUGUCCUAACAACUUGACUGCCACCGUUUUUAAAAUGGAGUCCCUUCUCCAGAGCGGUGGGCUUGGCUGCGAGGAGAUCUCGGCGCGCUGCACCGCUCUACUCGAGGCUGAGCGUGAUUUCCCUCAGCACGGUUCCGUUGGGAUGUUGCUGCAGGUGACCCAGGCUCUGGCCUGCCUGUUUUCACAGCCUGACGGUCCGAAGGGGCUAAGGCUUUACCUAAAAGCUUAUCGCUGCGACAAGUUAGAAACGGUCUCGCUGGUGCGUAGCAGACAGACUGCACACCUGCCCAAAAUCGUAAAGGCCUGCAAAGAUCAAGCGAUGCUCAUACAUCCCUGUUUCGCCUUAGACGAUAAGAAGUCGGUGACCCCAGUGGAGAAGGCCGCUGCAGAUGCAGAGGAUUUUUCUACGGCGGUCGAGUUUCUAAUGGCCGUCGCUCCUGAUGACCGCGAGGUGCAGGAGCUUCAGGCGGCAGAUUUGUUCCUGAGGGGCAGGUUUGUGGAAAGCGCAGAGGUGUACUCUGCUCUGCUGCAUCAGAAGUCCCCUCCAGACCCCGCAGAAAACAUCCCCCAGGGUGGUCCCGAGAGGAAAGCCAGGCUCUUAACCUGCCGGGCGGCCGCGUGCCUCUCUGCGGGCGGGAAGACCGCGGAGAAGUGCGCCGAUCUGGGCGAGGCCUUUGAGAUCCACCCUGCCACCGCCAGAGCUCACUUCAACAAGCUCUUCGCUGAUCGUGGGACGGGGACGGCAGCUCGCCACCACCUUCGUCAGCGGGCCGAGAGGGGCUUGUCUGGCUUCAGAGAGACGGUGGCAGUCCGCGCAGACCUGAGAUCUACAGAGGGAGUCGAACUCCUGCGCCCUGUCGUCACUGCCUUACGGACCCUGUGCCACCUGGAGCCUGACGGAGGAGGCAGAGAGCUGCGGGUGAGGCUGGCGGACUGCCUCCUCCUCAGUGGGGAGCACAAGGAGGCUCUCUCUAUCUGUAGCCAGCUAGCCGCUGCCCAGGGACAACAGAGCUAUCCGAACACAGUCCAGGUCCUAUGUGGAUAUGCCCGGCUUCUCUCCGGGGACCACAAGGGGGCGUUGAGAGACUUCCAAGCCGUGAUAGAGCACGACACCCCUCACCCAUCCAGCUGUGUGCGAGCGCUGUGCGGCAGGGGGCUGCUGCGCAUGACGGCCGGGUCCAAUUACCUGACAGCGCUGGACUACGCCACCGCCAGCGGGCUGGACCCCCAGGAAACGGCCCUGACCGUCCGCUGCCUGGUGCCGUGGAACCUCAGGGGGCUGCUGGUUACCGUCCUGCUCGAGCAGGGUCGAGUCAUGCUGGAGGGGUCGGUGAAGGACAGACGCCGGUCCAGUUCAAGAGAAGAUCAGCAGCAGCAGCGGAGGCCCCGAGAAGAGGGGACGCUGCGGGCCCCAUCAAAGAGGGAAAGCCACAGCUCAGGAACUCCUGCUGGUGUCCAUUCUCUGGCUGGGCUGCUCAUGGACCUUCAGCCCCACGCUGAUGGGCCUCAAAUCCUCGCAGCAGAUGCCUUGUACCAGCUUGGCCGAGUAGAGGAGGCCUACAGGUUGCUGUUGUCUGCGGGGACCCCCAAUCCUCGGGCUCCUCUCCUUGCUCGCCUUGCACUGCUGCAGCUCCACAGAGGCUUUCUUUACGACACCAAUCAGCAGCUCAAAAAGCUUCUUGCAUGCGGGCAGACCAGCUGCCUGCGCAGCCUGCUGGCUGUGGCGCAACAAAAAGACCGGGCCCUGCUGCAGGGACACUGCCACGCAGCGGCUAAACGCAUCCUGGACGGCUCGAGAGAGGAGAGCUCAGUCAGGGAAGCUGUGGCGUAUCUCUCCAUCGCUAUCAUGGCCUCUGGUGGCAGGGCAACAGAUUCCCUGUUGGAAAGGGCGAGGUGUUACGUGCUGCUGGGCCAGCGAAAGACAGCCGUAUUCGAUUUCAGUGCCAUUUUAAAGGAGCAUCCGAAGCAUGUCCAGGCUUUCUGUGGAAGGGGCUUCACAUACCUCAUGCUCAAUCAACAGAAGGAAUGUGUUCGCGAUAUCCUCACAGCUCUUCAGAUAAAAACUGACACAGUCGUCAGAGAGAUCCUGUCGCUCAAGGACAAAGCCCAGAAGCUGGUCUGUGAUUGGCUGCAUCAGUUCUGUCGCACCAGUUUGUCCGACACCGUGACCGCUCAUUCAGUGCCAUGCCACGACGAGCAGCUCAGGGAGGCUUUCAUAAUUGGUGGCGCUUUGAUGAGGACAGACAGCAGAGACCCCAGAUGGCAUCUUCUCUAUGUGGACAUACUGUUAGCUAAAGGUGAUGUUAAGGCAGCUUCCAGCCAUCUCUGCCAGGUGUUUGGCCAGGAACCGAGGGAUGCAGCGGCCCAGGCAAGGCUGGGAGUGUUGGAAAGCUGGCAGCAGAAGUACUGCAGUGCAGCCCACAGGCUAAGCAAAGCCACUGAGAGAGAUUCAUCUAGUCUGGAUUUCUUGCUGGCUCUGAUCCCAUUAAAUCAGCGCAAAUGCAUGGCGCAGGCAGCGGCGCAGGAAGCCGAGCUUUUGUCGUCCGUCGGUCGGUGGGAUCAGGCUCUCCCGCUCCUGACGGCGGCAGUACGAGCAGCGGGCCGUCACGGAUCACAGUACCUUCGCCAGCGGGCUGCCUGCUUCGCACAGCUCGGCUCACAUGAGCGGGCCGUAGCCGACCUGGACGCGGUCAUCCGCGAACACGGCGGAUCUGACCCCAGCUGCCCCAAAGAUGCCGGGAUCUGCGCGGAGGACAUGUGCCGGCGGGGCCGCAGCUUGGUGCUCUGCUCCAGAGAGGCAGCCGCCCUGGAGGACUUCGCCCAAGCCUUGGGUCUCCACAAGGAGCAGACCCUUCGGUGCGUAGAGGCGGGUCUGGGGAGGCAGCGUCUGGCUGAGUGCUUCAUGCGAGGGGCCCUGCAGCAGUACGGCGAGCAGCGGCUCAGUAAAGCCUGGACCCUGAUCGAAUGCGGCCUGGCUCUGGACAGCGAUAACGCGGAGCUGCGCAGACUCAGAGCAAGGGUCAAACGAGAGGCGGCCGGCCCUUGCAACGUCAACUAGCAACCGAUAGAAAUCACAAGGUGGACACAGAAGUUAUCAUGAACAGCUUCUAGAUUUGGGUCGUAUAAAUCAUGGAUAUUCAAGGCACAUUACUUUACUUCAUGUCUUCCAAGUUUAGCCCAACUUUAACGACAGUGUCUGUAAGCAAUCAGUGUGAUGGAAGUAUGAUGGAAGAAUAUUUAAUAUGAUGCAAAUAUAUUGUUAUUUUUUUUUAGAUAUUGAACAACACAACCAGAUAACUUUGUUAAAUAUAUACAUUUACCAUGGGAACAUUAGUAAAGCCAUUGUUCAAACAAACACUCAAUCCAUACAGGUGCUUAUUUUACUGAAAAGCAAGACUGCACCUCUUCAUAUUUAUUCUAAACGGUCUCUCCUUAUCAGGAGACUUAAGAAAGUGCCAAAUGUGCAGGUUUUGUGUUUUUUAAAAUGCUGGAGGCAUUUCUUUAAUCAUAUUCAUGGCAGUAAACACUCUUUAAAAAGCCAAAGAAAUACAGAAAAAGCAAAAAAUAAAUACAGAAAAGCAAAAA
Messenger RNA from Fundulus heteroclitus (mummichog), 4168 nucleotides. It is a transcript of the gene ttc34, whose product is annotated as tetratricopeptide repeat domain 34. The record is from RefSeq and is a predicted model, not a curated record. NCBI's taxonomy places the organism in Eukaryota, Metazoa, Chordata, Actinopteri, Cyprinodontiformes, Fundulidae. Gene Ontology annotation, molecular function: protein binding. The transcript is spliced from 9 exons. Bases 309 to 3641 code for a protein of 1110 amino acids.